AUGAGUGAAAGUGCUAAUGAACGUGGUUCCCUGUCGAGUGAUAUCGGUGAUGUGGAAAUACCAUCAUCCGAUGAUAUGGAGUUGGAUGAUCUCCGUUUUCGGUUCUUUCUCUCGUAUCUCAACAUCGUUUUUGGUACAACACCAACUGCAUUUCAGAAGCUUAUUCUCAAUAACGAAACAAAUCGGAAAUUAAUGCAAUUGUUUCUCGAUACAGCUGACCGAAAUUUGACUCUCAUUUUCGAAAAUUCAGAUUCAUUGAAUAUUCUCACGGAAUUUCCGAUGCAGAUCAAAUCGAAACUCGUUUGUUUCGUUAAAAGAAAUUCGUCCAUCAUUCACGAUGACAUUCCACUGAAAAAGCAGAUCGCGAUCACUGAGUUCACUCAUUCAUCCAUGGCACAACUGAGUUUAUUCAUAUCCGAAAUUCUCUGGCCUAUUUUACAACAACGAAAGACGACAAGCGACUGGCCUGAUAUAGUCAUUCGAAAUUGUGCACAAAAUAUCUCUGAAUUAACGAAUCUAUUGACAACAGUCAAUGGAAUCCUUCGAGGACGAACGAUCUUGUCCAUUCCACACGAAAUUGACUACUUAUCCAGUCCGGAUUAUCUUCGCGUUCUUAGCCAAAACAACGGAUUCGACAGUGGAAAAAUUCGUCUAUUAGAAAAUAUUGUUCUAACAUGGAAAAAACAGAUUCAAACCGCAAUUAAUUACGAUGCUAAUCCGCCACAAAAUAAAUAUUAUCCAUUACCGAAUCUUGAAAUUCAAUUCUGGAUGGCAAGAGCAGAUAAUUUACAAAAUAUCAAAACACAGAUGCAUUCGUCAUUAGUUCGACGACUGGCAGAGAUUCUUGAAGUAUCUGGUUCGACUUAUUUUGCUGCUUUUCGUGCCCUCUUCCGCGACGUCAUCCAAGCGUUAGUUGAAGCACAAAAUAUGGCCCUGUAUCUGAAACCACUGAUGCCGAUUCUCGAUUCGAUAGAAAAAGUUCCAGAUAUUGAAAUGAUUUCAACGUUUUUCCAUCAUUUGUUCCAUUCGUUAUCGUUAACUUGGGUUCAUUCGACAUAUUACACGAAUAUAAGUCGAUUUAUUGGAUUCUUACAACAGUGGACCAAUCUGAUUUUAAAUAAAAUUCGUGAUCUACUUCAACCGAACGAUCUUUUCGUGGACACUGAUUUCGAUGAACCUAUUCAGCUGAUCAAUAUAUCAAUUGAAACAUGUCUUUUCUAUAAAAAGACUUAUCAGCAUCACAAAGCAUUGCUACCCACGUAUUUCAAGGAUCGGCAGGUUCGCUAUUGGGAAUUUCCAGAAUCGAAGAUUUUCGAACGAUGCGAUGACUUUCUUAAUCGAUUGAACAUGCUAAAAGAUAUCAUCUCCACUGCAAAAGAAUAUUUCAUAUAUGAGUCCAUUGAACUGGGUGGUGUGGAUGCAGAUGAAUUGCAAAGUAUUCUACAGAAGGUUCUCAGCGAUUUCAAAUCAUCCUAUGCCGUGUUUCGUGGCUUGUCGGAUGAUCUAACUAAUGAUUCGAAUGUUGAAUUUGCGAAUAAUUACAAAAGUUUUACUAAAAACGUACUGGUUGAUGAUGAGCGUAUCGCUAAUAUUCUCUGUCGGUAUCUGCGACCGUGUGCAACUCACGUAAAGACAACCAAUGUCAAUACUAUCUAUCGGUUAUUUCGGAUCUUCGGCCCAACACUAGAACGAAAUCGACUGAAACAAGUUGUCAAUGAAUAUACAAACACACUUCUGAGUAUCAUUGAAGAUGCGUUAAAUGAAGACCAAUGGAUAUUCGAGGAAUACAUCAAAGAUUCAUAUCCAGUAUGGUUGUUGGCCAUGCCUAAGUUAAUUGCCGAUUUGACAUUUGCGGGUCAGCUACGACAGCGAAUUAUCGAUCAAGUCGAACCAUUGAAAACCGUGAAUAUAAAGCGAAUAUUUGAACAGGAAGAAGAUGUUUUGAAGAAACUUGAUGAUUUCAUGGAACACACUAAUCAGCGAUGGAUUGAGUCGUUUCGAAAACAAGAUCUUCUUCAUUUGAAUGAGCCAUUACUUCGAAAAGAAGAUAACUACUAUCUUGUGAGCAUCAAGCCAGAAUUUUCAAUAGCUCUACACGAAAUCAUGCGCCUGUAUCAACUGCCAAGCUUCGUCAUUUCACCUGAAACCGAAGAAUUCUACCAGCAUAUCGAUCAUUUCCAACAGCAAUUUAUCGAACUCGAAUACAUCACACAAUCCUAUCGACAUAUUUACGACAACAUUCUAAUCAUUGAAUAUCCCUUAAUUCGUGAUGAAUUACAUGCGAUUGAGAAAGAUCUUGAUAGAGCCAGUACUACAUUCACAUUGAAUAUCGGUCAUGGUACAUCUGAUUAUUCAAGAGAUUUCAUUCGCCACCUUCGACGAUCAAUCACUGAUUUCGAAGAACGUCUAUUCAAGAGCAAAACCAAUUUAGAUGACAUGCAACGCAUUCUAAAGCGUUUUGUCAAAUCAGCAUUGUAUUCUCGAGGUGAAACUCGGCAAGACUCCCUACUAAUCGUUCAUGAGAAAGAAGAUAGAGUACUAAAACGAAAUAGGGAAUUACGAGAUGCCGGUUCGCAUUUACAAGAUCUUCUCAAACAAAACAAAUGGUUGUUAAAAGCCGAUGCUGAUUCGGACAUUUGGAAAGCAUAUGUUGAUUAUGUGGAUGAGAUCGUCAUCGAAUCACUCUAUGAAAUCAUCGAAUACAAUCUCAAUUAUAUCCUCGAAGAAUCUGACUCAACACUGAACAAACGCGUCCUGUUUGAAGUUCAACUUGUGUUAGAUGAUCUGGAUUUACGGUUUAAUCCAUCGUUGGAGUUCGGUAGCGCCAAUGGUCUUUAUGAUAUUGUUGACACGCUUAUAGGUAAUAUCUUUCGACAAGCAGCGAUGCUUCCACGUCUUGCUGAACAUUCCGGACAGAAACAUUACCAAAAUGAUUUGGAAGGAAUGAAGGCUUUGAACGACAGUCGAUUGAAGAUUAUGGGAAGGCUACGUGAUACGAUGAAAGAAGCAAACGAUUGGAAGGAGGAAGUUGAAGAAAAUUCGUACCUAUGGCUCGAUGAUAGGAAGGAGCACAUGCGACAAUUUUUAUUGUACGGUCGCAUAUUCGAGGAUCAUGAAUUAGAAAAUAUUGAGCAAAUCAAAGAAAGUCCACCAAAUCUAAUACAAUUUCAAAAUCAAAUUGAUUUAUUUCAAUCGAUUUACAAUGAUAUCGAUAGUUGGAACCAAACAUAUCUUUUCAAUAGUUGGUUAAGAGUGGAUGCACGGCCUAUAAAACGACAGUUACUAGCAUUAGUUACGAAGUGGAUUAAUCUGUACAAAAACUAUCUCAUCGAUCACAUCACAGUUUCUCUCAAUGAACUACAAACAUUUAUUAAACAUGCCACGGACAUGCUCCAACGUGAGAUGAAACCGGAUAAUCUCAAAGAUUUGAUAGAAAUGAUGACAUUCUUGAGUCAAGUGCGUGCUCGACAAGAAUAUACAGAUGACAUGGCUGAACCAAUUAAAGAUACCAUUGAAUUACUAAAAUCUUACGCGUAUGAAGUACCACAAUCUGUCUAUGUUAUGCUGGAUGAACUGCCCGAACAAUGGAUUGUCGUCAAGAAAAUGAGCGCACAGAUGAAACAACAAAUUGCACCGUUGCAAGCCAAUCAAGUGACAAAUAUACGGCGUCAAAUUGUCGACAUGGAACGAAGACAGCUGGAACUACGAGAAAGAUUUCUCGAGGAUGCGCCGUUGAAAUACGAUACAAAAGAGCCGUAUAUUGAACUGGAUUAUUGGGCAUCGCAACUACGUAAAUUCGAUCAAGAUGUUCAGCAAUUGUCAGAUUUAGCACGAAUAUUUGACAUCAGCGUUCCUGAAUACAAAAUUGUCAAACUAUGCCGUAAGGAAAUGCGUCCGUUGAAACAAAUUUGGGAUAUCAUUUAUUUGAUACGCUCACGUGUCGAUGAAUGGACGAAGACUCCAUGGAAAGAAGUGAAUAUCGAGCUCAUCGAUCAAGAACUACGACAGACGUAUUUAAAUAAAGAAUUGCGUUUACUUGCAAAAGAAUGCAAUCAAUGGCAAGUGUAUCAAGGCAUUGAAAAGGAUGUGAAAAAUCUGAUUGCAUCAUUGCGUUCGGUUGGAGAAUUUCGUAAUAAUGCCAUUCGACCGCGCCAUUGGGAAGAGUUAAUGAAAGAAACGGGUGUGCAAAUCAAUAUGACAAAUGAGACAAGUCUUCAAGAUUUACUUGCUCUUCAUUUACAUCAAUACGAAGAUGAGGUGAAAAAUAUUGUUGAUAAAGCAGCGAAAGAACAAGGCAUGGAGAAAAUCUUAACCGAUUUGGAAAAUACUUGGUCUAGUAUGAAUUUUCAAAUAGAAAAACACCCGCGUACCAAUGUUACACUCGUAUCCAUUGAUGAUGAUAUACUUGUUGCCUUAGAUGAACAUCAGACCCAGUUACAAACCUUACUUUCGUCGAAAUUUAUUUCUCAUUUCAUUGAUGACGUCAUCACAUGGAAAAGUCAGAUGUCAACAGCUGAUAUGGUCUUGCAGUUACUGACUGAAGUACAACGUACAUGGUCAAAUUUAGAGGCAAUUUUCAUUGGAACGGAUGAUAUUCGAGUACAAUUACCACAGGAAACAGAAGCCUUCGAUAGAAUCGAUCAAGAAUUCAAAACAAUUGCUAAAGAUAAUGAAGCAGAUUUGAAUUUUAUUCGCUGCACUAAUCGUCCUGGUUUGUACGAUCAACUCGAGAAAAUGAAAGAUAAGCUACAACUAUGCCAGAAAGCACUCGAAGAUUAUCUAGAGAUCAAACGAUUGGCGUUCCCGCGAUUUUUCUUUGUAUCUGGUUCGGAACUACUUGAAUUCCUGUCGAAUGGAAAUGAACCUGAGAAAGUCAUGCGAUUGUUGAAGAAAGUCUUCGAUAGUCUCAAUAAAUUAGACUUGCGUGAAGAUUCCAACGGAAAUAAACUUAAAAUCGCCUAUGCAAUGCAUUCGGAUGAUGGUGAACGCGUGACGUUUUUCACCGAUUGCAAUCUCGAUGGUGCUGUGGAGAUUUGGCUAGCACGAUUAUUAGAUUUUCAUUGUGAAACUAUUAGAAAUUGGCUGCGGGUGGCAGUCGCUGCGUAUGAAGAUAAAUCUCGAGAAGAAUGGAUAUUCGAUUAUCCUGCACAAGUGAUUCUUACUACAAGUCAAAUCUGGUGGACGACAGAUGUGAAUGGAACAUUCGCUCGUAUUGAAGAAGGUUUUUCGAAUGCACUACGUGAAUACAAUAAGAAACAAAUUGUUCAAUUGAAUACCUUGAUUAGCUUAUUGUUGGGCUAUUUGAAUGAUCAAGAUCGAGAGAAGAUCACGACACUGUGUUUGAUCGAUCUUCAUGCACGUGAUGUUGUCGCAAAAAUGCUCGCUCUAAAAAUUGAAAAUAUCAAUGAAUUCACAUGGCAAUCACAAUUGAGACACCGUUGGGAUGCGAAAGAUAACAAUUGCUAUGCAAAUAUAUGCGAUGCUCGAUUUAAAUACCAAUAUGAAUAUCUAGGAAAUAAAAGUCGAUUGGUGAUUACACCGCUAACCGAUCGAUGCUAUAUUACAUUAACACAAUCCUUACAUUUAUUUGUCGGUGGAGCUCCGGCUGGUCCGGCUGGUACUGGCAAGACUGAAACGACGAAAGAUCUUGGGAAAUCAUUGGGUGUUUGUGUGUUUGUAACGAAUUGUUCGGAACAGAUCGAUUACAAAUCCAUUGGCAAUACAUUCAAAGGAUUAGCGAUGAGUGGUUGCUGGGGAUGUUUUGACGAAUUUAAUCGGAUAUCGAUCGCAGUGUUAUCUGUUGUGGCUGUCCAAGUGAAACUUAUUUUUGAUGCAUUGCGAGCGAAGCGCAAAUUCUUCCAUUUCAUGAAUGCCGAAAUAAAAAUACAUCCAUCGGUAGGAAUUUUCAUUACAAUGAAUCCAGGUUAUGCUGGUCGAACAGAACUCCCUGAGAAUUUGAAAGCGCUGUUUCGACCUUGUGCGAUGGUUGUACCAGACUUUGAAUUAAUCGCUGAACUGAAUCUUGUAUCUGCUGGUUUCACGGAUGCCAAGUUACUCAGCCGAAAAUUCGUUACAUUGUACUCAUUAUGUCGAGACUUAUUAUCCAAACAAGAACAUUACGACUGGGGUUUACGUGCCAUUAAAUCAGUACUCGUGGUCGCUGGUACCUUGCGGCGUGCUGAUCCCGAGAUGAGUGAAGACAAAGUACUCAUGCGGGCACUACGUGACUUCAAUAUACCAAAGAUAACUGUCGAAGAUAUGCCAAUUUUGCUCAAUCUUAUCGGUGAUCUAUUUCCAGCAUUGGAUGUCGAAAGAAAAAGAGAUCAAGAAUUUGAAACGAAAGUUCGCGAAGCAGCUAUUGACCUACAUCUACAAGCGGAAGAAGCAAGUCCGACAGCACAAAAUAACUUCGUCUUGAAAAUUAUUCAACUAAAAGAAAUCUUCGAUGUGCGACAUUCUGUUUUUAUUAUUGGAAAUGCCGGAACAGGAAAAACGCAAAUUUGGAAAACUUUGUUCAAAACAUAUCAAAAUAUGAAACGUCGACCACAUGCUGUUGAUCUUGAUCCAAAAGCUGUAACUAAUGAUGAAUUGUUCGGUUACAUGCAUCGACAAACACGUGAAUGGAAAGAUGGACUAUUUUCCACGAUCAUGCGUGAUCUAGCAAACAUGACAUCAGAUUCACCCAAAUGGAUUGUUCUCGAUGGUGAUAUUGAUCCGAUGUGGAUCGAGUCAUUGAAUACCGUUAUGGACGAUAACAAAGUUCUGACACUGGCUAGUAACGAACGUAUUCCAUUGAAUGAAACCAUGCGUUUACUAUUCGAAAUCAGUCAUCUGAAAACCGCAACGCCAGCGACUGUUUCGCGUGCAGGAAUUCUCUACGUCUCAACCACCGAUAUUGGAUAUUCGCCUGUAUAUGUCAGCUGGGUGGAACAACGUGAAUCAAGCAGUGAAAGAAAUCAACUUUUAUUACUGUUCGACAAAUAUAUUCCACGAUGCCUCGAAUUACUAAGAAGUGGACGCGUUAGAACGAUUACCCCAUUGGUAGAUGUGUGCCAUAUACAAAUGUUAUGUAAUAUACUUGAUUGUCUCUUGACGCCACAGAAUUUACCACCGGACUGUCCGAAAGAGUGGUGGGAGCUAUAUUUUGUCUGGGCGACCAUAUGGGCUAUUGGCGGAUCACUCUGUCAAGAACAAACGCUCGAUUAUCGCAACGAAUUUUCCAAAUGGUUCAUUCAUGAAUUUAAAACGAUUAAAUUUCCUCCACAUGGAACCAUUUUUGAUUAUUCUAUUGAUCCUCAAACAAAACGGUUUGAACCUUGGUCGAAACAACUCGAUGAAACAAGCUUCGAUCCUGACUUACCUGUUCAAUCACAACUGGUUGCAACGAGUGAAACCAUUCGAUUAUCAUUCUGGUUGGAAGCAUUAGUCAAACGAAGUGUCUCGGUUAUGUUUGUUGGUUCAGCAGGUACUGGCAAGAGCGUGAUAAUCACCAACCGAUUAGAUAAAUUCAAUACACAAAAUUUUACGAUUUCAACCAUUCCGUUAAAUUAUUACACGACGAGUGAAAUGCUUCAGAAUUCACUGGAAAAACCUUUGGAAAAGAAAGCGGGCCGCACAUACGGAGCACCUGGGAAUCGUCAAUUAAUCUACUUUAUUGAUGAUUUCAAUAUGCCUGAACGUGAUAGAUAUUUUACUGUUCAAGCACACACAGUCGUCCGUGAAUAUCUCGAUUAUCAGCAUUGGUACGAUCGACAGAAGUUAACUUUGAAAGACAUUCGAAACUGCCAAUUCGUCGUGGCAAUGAAUCAAAAUGCCGGAACGUUUAACAUCGAUGCUCGCCUUCAACGACACUUUGCCACGUUUGCGGUACCUUUUCCGAACAAAAGUACACUUCAUACGAUCUAUUCGAAGAUGCUUGAAACGAAAUUUACCAAUUUCACUAAAAUCGAUCUGAAGAGUCAAACUAGUUUUCUCAAUCAAUUCGUCACUGUUGCCAUUCAAUUUCAUCAGCGCGUAUCGACUGUUUUUCUACCGACAGCAAUUAAAUUUCAUUAUCUUUUCAAUUUACGCGACCUGUCGAAUAUCAUUCAAGUAAUUGAACUUCGUCUGUUAAGUCAAUCGAAUAUCAAUCGAUUUCCUUCGCAGGGAAUGUUAUUUGCAUCAUCGAAAAAUAUUGUAUAUCCGCAAAAUUUGAUUCGUUUGUAUAUUCACGAAGCUGAACGAACAUACUCGGAUAAACUGAUCUGUCAAGAGGAUAUUGAUCUAUUUGAGAAAAUUCUACGCGAAACAAUACGAAAAAACUUCGAAUUUGUCAAUAACGAAACAUUCGCAAAACCAUUGAUCUAUUCACAUUUCACCAGUGGUAUUGGCGAUGCGCAAUACAUUGCUGUAUCAUCAAUGGACAAACUUCAGAAGAUAGUGGAAGAUGCGCUAAUAUCCUACAAUGAAACGAACUCUCCCAUGAAUUUAGUAUUAUUCGAAGAUGCACUGAUUCAUGUCGCACGUAUCAAUCGAAUCCUCGAAUCUCCACGAGGUAAUGCAUUGUUGAUUGGAGUCGGUGGUAGCGGUAAACAAUCGUUAGCACGUCUGGCAGCGUUUGUAUCUUCACUCGAUGUCUUCCAAAUAACGAUCAAGCCAAGUUAUGGAAUCAAUGAUUUUAAAAUGGACUUGAGCAAUCUCUAUCGUCGCGCCGGCCUGAAAGGUCUUGGAAGUGUUCUUCUCCUGUCGGACGCUCAGAUCAAAGAUGAACAUUUUCUUGUGUUCAUCAAUGAUUACUUGUCAUCAGGUGAAAUCUUCGAUUUGUUUACAGAUGACGAACAGGAUGAAAUCCUCAAUUCAGUACGUUCUGAAGCGAAAUCGCAAGGACAUGAUGAAUCCAAAGAGAGUGUAUGGAAAUAUUUUAUUGAUAAAGUUCGACGAAAUCUUAAAAUCGUGCUGUGCUUCUCGCCCGUUGGUAAUACACUGCGCAAUCGUGCGCGUCGUUUUCCUGCACUAUUUAGUGGAACGAUUAUUGACUGGUUUCACUCUUGGCCAAGAGACGCACUCUAUUCCGUUGUUGUUCGUUUUCUUGAUAAUUUUAAACUAAUAUCCAAGGAAUCACACGAUACUAUUGCGAAUCUGAUGGCGGAUAUACACGUUGAUGUUAAUCAAACAUCAAUUCAGUAUUUCCUCAACGAGCGACGAUCUUAUUAUACAACACCGAAAACAUUUCUGGAAUUUAUUAAGUUAUUCCAACAUAUCUAUCAGAAUAAGCAGACAAAGAUACAGUUAGAAACAGUCCGGCUACUGGCAGGAUUGGAAAAACUAGGCUCGAUAUCAGCACAAACAGCUAUUUUACAAGAAGAUUUGAAAGUUACUACCGAAGAAGUGAACACAAAAGCGGAGCGAGCAGAAACUGCAUUGAAAAUUGUCACAGCCGAAGCAGACAAAGUGGCAAAAGAAAAGUCUUUCGCUGAUGAAGAACGCCGAAAGAUCGAAACGAAAAAGGCGGCAGUCGAGAAAGUACAAGCAGCUUGUGCGAUGGAAUUAGCAAAAGCAGAGCCGGUUCUCGAAGCAGCACGUUUAGCAUUGGAGAAUAUUGAAAAAGGACAAUUAACAGAACUGAAAUCAUUCGCAUCUCCUCCUGAAACUGUUAAGUUUGUUAUGAAUAUGGUUGUGGUGCUAUUCAAAUGGGUUGACGAGAGCAGAAUUAUUCCCGAAAGUCAACGAACAUGGACAGAAGCAAAGAAUACUAUUGGACCGGUGGAGAAGUUUUUACAGCGUUUGAAAAAUUUUCAAGUAGCAAAAGUAACGUCGCAAGUCCGUGCCAUCAUUGACAAACUCAAUUCAACACUGAUGAAUAUCAGCAAAAGUGACAGUAUUGAAACUUUAAUCCAACAAAUAGCGAUGAAAUCCGCAGCAGCAGGUGGAAUCUACACAUGGCUUGAUAAUAUGCUGAAAUUUCAUACUGUCUAUCUGGAAGUCAAACCGAAGCAAGUAGCGUUGGAGGGAGCAAACGAGGAAUUGAGUCGAGCACAACAAGCUUUCUCGAAAAUUCUUGCACGCGUACAUAUACUCGAAGAUGCUUUGACCGAAGAGAACCUCAAGAUGCAACGAGCACUUGCUGAAAAAGACGACGCAGUUCGAACUAAAGAACGCUUGGCUCGACAGAUUGAUUUAGCUGAACGCCUUGUCGAUGGUCUUGCUUCAAGUCGAAUUAUUUGGACGAAACGUGUUGAAACAUUCAAAAGCGACUUAGAAACCCUAAUUGGGGAUGUGUUACUUGCCGCAACAUUCAUUUCCUAUGCAGGGUACUUCUCCCGAUCGUAUCGAAUCAAUCUCGUUAAUAAAUGGAGAGCUAGUAUUUUGGCAACAAAAGGUGCGAUACCUAUGCGAACCGACUUACAACCGUUGUCAAUCAUGAUCGACGAUGCAGACAUCGCCGAAUGGAUGAAUCAAGGUCUUCCAGCUGAUCAGACUUCGUAUGAAAAUGCCGCGAUUCUUAUCUAUUGCUUACGUUGGCCAUUAAUGGUGGAUCCUCAAGGACAAGGACUUCGUUGGAUCAAAAAUUGCUUUGCAGAGAAUUUGGUGAUUCUUCGCUAUAAUAGUAAAGGUUACCUCGAUCGUUUCGAAGCAGCAAUUCGACGAGGCGAUACGCUUUUACUUGAAUGUGUCGAGGAAAGUCUUGACUCGAUUCUCGAACCAAUCAUCAGUCGGAAUUUAAUUCGGAAAGGACAAGCAGUCAAAUUCGGCGACAAAGAGAUUGAUUGCCAUCCAAACUUUCGCUUGAUCAUGCAAACGCGUUUAGCCAAUCCACAUUUUCAACCGGAAGUACAAGCUCAAACAACAUUGAUUAAUUUCAGUACAAUCCGUGACGGUCUCGAAGCACAAUUACUAGCGGAAAUCGUCGCCGUCGAGCGACCCGAUCUAGAAAAGAGUAAAUUCGAAGUGACAAAGCAGCAGAACGAAUAUAAAAUCAAUCUAAAGAAGUUAGAAGAUUCUUUGUUAGCACGUCUGGCCACAGCCGAAGGAAAUUUCAUUCAAAAUGUUGAACUUGUCGUCACAUUAGAACAUACAGUGAACACGGCACUAGAAAUCGAACAGAAGAAGAUCGAAGCGGAAAAAUUCAGUCAACAAAUUGAUCGUACACGAGAAUUGUAUCGGCCGACGGCUAUUCGUGCUUGUAUCAUUUAUUUCAUUAUGAAUGAUCUACCGAAAAUUCAUCCUAUGUACCAGUUUUCAUUGAAAGCUUUUCGAGCAGUGUUUCUCAAAGCGAUCGACCAUGCCGAACAGAAUGAAGAUUUUCGUAUAAGAAUUGCAAAUCUGAUUGACGCAAUCACAUUCGCUUCGUAUUCGUAUAUCAUUCGAGGACUUUUCGAAGAGCAUAAAUUGAUUUUCACAAUUCAAUUAUUACUACAAGUUUUAAUGGAAAAAGGUGAAGUCGAUAUGGUGGAACUUGAUCUAUUGCUACGCAAUCCUCAAGAAACCCAUGCCGGAAGUCCUGUAGAAUUCCUCAACGAAAAGGCUUGGGGGAAUAUUAAAGCUCUCUCGUUAGUACCAACGUUCCAUGGGCUCGACCGUGAGAUUGAAGCAUCGAGCAAACGAUGGAAGAAAUAUGUUGAAAGCGAAGCACCUGAACUAGAAAAACCUCCCGGUGAAUGGAAAGGUAAAUCAACUAUGCAGCAAUUAUGUGUCCUUCGUGCUGUUCGACCUGAUCGAAUGCUCUAUGCUUUGAAAUUGUUCAUUGGAGAGAAACUUGGUAAAAAAUAUACGGAAAUCCGUGCACCGGACUUCGCACAUACAUACGAGGAAUCGUCCAAAUCGAUUCCUAUCUUCUUUAUUCUUUCACCAGGUGUUGAUCCAUUGAAAGAAGUUGAAACGUUGGGCAAAAAACUCGGCUAUACAUCUCAAGCAGGCAAAUUUUAUAAUAUUUCACUAGGACAAGGUCAAGAAAUCAUUGCAGAAAAUGCACUGGAAAUCUCCGCAAAGGAAGGUCACUGGAUUGUUCUGCAAAAUAUUCAUCUAGUACGACAUUGGUUGCCAAUCUUGGAACGAAAGCUAGAACGAAUAUUAGAAAGUGGCCAAGAAAGUUUCCGUCUUUUCAUGUCAGCAGAACCGAGUGCCGAUGUUAGCAUGCAUGUGAUUCCACAAGGAAUUUUAGAAAAUUCGAUUAAAAUAACCAAUGAAUCACACACGGGAAUGUUAGCUAAUCUGCACAAAGCAUUGGACAGUUUCGAUCAGGAAGUACUGGAUUCCUGUAGUAAGGAUACUCAAUUCAAAGUGAUCCUCUUCGCUCUAUGUUACUUCCAUGCCGUCGUAUCCCAGAGGACAAAAUUUGGCUCCAUCGGUUGGAACAGAAAAUAUCCAUUCUCAUCUGGAGAUCUACAGAUUUGUAUUGAUGUGUUGCGAAAUUACCUCGAAUCGAAUGUGAAAAUUCCCUGGGAAGAUCUUCGUUAUAUAUUCGGUGAGAUCAUGUAUGGUGGUCAUAUCACCGAUGAUUGGGAUCGUCGUUUAUGUCGCAAUUAUCUUGAAACAUAUCUGAAUCCGAGUAUGUUCGAAGGUGAUCUUCAAUUAGCGCCGGAUUUUCCAUUACCACCACCGUUGGACUACAAAGCGUAUCAUGCCUAUAUUGACGAUAAACUCCCAAGUGAAUCUCCGAAAUUGUACGGGCUUCAUCCCAAUGCUGAGAUUAAUUUUCUUUCGCAAACAAGUGAAAAAUUGUUUAAAACUCUGGUAGAGAUUCUGCCAAGAGAAACGAACAAUGUCAGUCAAGGACAAAGUGGUGCAUUAUCGCGAGAUGAAAAAAUCCGAAAUGUGUUGGACGAAUUUCAAAAUCAUAUGCCGGAAGAUUUCAAUAUCGUGGAAUUACGUGCACGACUCGAUGAACGUAACCCAUAUGCAGUUGUCGCCCUGCAGGAAGCAGAACGCAUGAACAUUUUAUUACGGGAAAUUCGGCAGAGUCUAAAAGAGCUUGAUGGUGGCCUCAAAGGUGAAUUAGCCAUUUCGCACGAAAUUGAACUCUUACAGGAAUGCUUCUAUUUGGAACUUGUGCCAAUUCAAUGGGCUAAUCGGGCUUAUCCGUCCUUGCAUCCAUUAGGCUUGUGGUUUCAUGAUAUGCUGAAUCGUUACCGAGAGAUUGAUCAUUGGAUUGCCGAUUUUCAACUGCCGAAUUCUGUUUGGUUAGGCGGGCUAUUCAAUCCGCAAUCAUUUCUUACGUCGAUCAUGCAAGCGGUGGCAAGAAAACAAGAUUGGCCACUUGAUCGAAUGUGUUUAAUGGUGGAAGUAACAAAGAAGCAGAGAGAAGAAAUCCAAAAUGCACCGAAAGACGGUGCUUAUAUCCACAAUUUGUUUAUUGAUGGUGCGCGAUGGGAUAAACAAAAUAACUUAUUAAUUGAAGGCAAACUGAAAGAACUUUGCCCAUCAAUGCCGGUAAUAUUUGUGAAAGCGAUACCGAUUGAUCGUUUGGAUACGAAAGGCACGUAUGAUUGCCCAGUUUAUCGAAUUAAAACGCGAGGACCGACAUAUGUAUGGCGCUUCAAUUUAAAAACAAAAGAAAAACCAUCGAAAUGGGUCCUGGCUGGUGUCGCACUACUAUUACAGGCAUAA
Messenger RNA from Adineta ricciae, 13584 nucleotides. Lineage: Eukaryota; Metazoa; Rotifera; Eurotatoria; Adinetida; Adinetidae. The record is from the annotation of a GenBank genome assembly.